ACAGCUGGAGUCCAGUUUCGCGGUAUUGAAGAGUACUCUGCUGGCGCGGCGACGACACUCGAAGACACACAACUCAGACUUAGUGAAGAAGACGCCAUGGACUGCUGUGGCUCCGUGUGCAAAUUCAUCCUCAUCAUCUUCAACUUCAUCUUCGCGCUCCUGGCCUUCGCCUUCUUGGGUCUGGGCCUGUGGUUGAGAUGUAGUCCCAACACCAGAGCCAUCUUUGAAAUAAGCUCUUUCAACUCCAGCUAUUUUGUCAUUGGUGUGACCGUGCUGAUAGUGCUGGGUACGGUGCUGCUGCUCGUGGUGGUGUUCGGAGAUUUUGGCGUCUGCUGCGAGAAAAGAUGUGCUCUUCAUGUGUUAGCAGUGCUCCUCUUCCUGCUGGCGGUGGCUCUAAUGGUGGGCGGACUGCUGAUUUACACCAACAAUGACACGGUUGGGAAGGCGUUUGCUGGGUUCUACGAAAGCAUGUACACGUUGUACGUAACCACUGGAGACCCGGGCUUGAGGGUCACCAUCAUGUUCAUUCAGGAGAUGCUUUAUUGCUGCGGCCUGACCGGGAUCCCCGUGUUGGAGUCAAUGGUCCAGACCUGCCCCAAACCAAAUGGCUUCUUGUCGCACAUUGCCAUGCCCACGUGUCCAGGGGUCAUCUCCGAUACCUUCCACCACAGCCUCCCCAUCCUGAUGGUCUUCCUCUUCUUGACUGGAGCUCUUUUGAUCACGGCGCUGGUGUGCACGCUGAUCCUCAACAAGAAGCUCCGCAAGGACCAGAUGGAAAACGACUCCCAAUACUUGCUCAUGUACGAGCAGGUUUCUCCAGCCGUCCCGGUUUGAACCACCCUGUGGAAAUGUUCUUUGUAAAGACUGGCUAACGUUAGCAUGACUUUUCACAUUUUACAGUCAUUGACUGUGACGGUUACGAAAGUUCACUUGGCAUUUUAGAGGAUUUGGUGUUUUUCCGGGGUGUAAGCCACACCCACUAAAUUUCAAAUAUAUAUAUAUAUAUUAGCCGCAGAUAUAUACAUUGUGAAAGGAGUUAUUUACACAAAAAAAAUCCUGUAAAUGUUUAUUCAAAUACAUUUGAAUAAACAAAUACAGCCCCUUUUGGGUAAAUGAGUGUGGAUGGGGGAGGGAGGGUUUUCUUGGGUUGAUGCACUAAUGGUAAGUGUAUCUUGUGUUUUUUUUAUGUUGUUUAAAAAAAAUAAAAAAAUAAAAAUACAUUGUUUCCAAACGGGCAGUAAAACGGCCGAUCAAACAAAACAGAAGCCAUCGUCAUGGACCCACUAGCUGCGCAAGCUAGCUCUCCAAUCAGCUAAAAAGACAAUCCCGCGGUGACGUUUUGGUGAAUUUAUUCAACAAUAGAAAAAGAAUGUCAUAAAAAGGUAAUACUAAGACAUGUUAGCUAAUGCUAACAACGCUAGCGUGAUUACAUUACGAUAGCACGUACAAAUAUGCGUGAAAACACUCCCACAGACAUCACACAUGGGACGCUUUAGCAAGUAAGAAUUGUUUUAGUUAUAUUGUAAAACGUACACGAAGAAUCCUUAAGAGUAAAAACGCUAUGGACGGCUCGAAGACCGAAUGGCACUUCUACUUCCGGCUCGAAGCUUUAAACAGGAGGAAUCACUUGCUGGCAUUCACCCAGCUGUAUUAGCUAAUAAUGCUAACUUAAUUACUUUAAUAGCACGUACAAAUAUGCAUGAAAACACACCUACAGACAUCACACAUGGGACGCUUUAGCAAGUAAGAAUAGUUUUAGUUAUAUUGUAAAACUUACAAACGUUGCUCGGAGCGACGAAUGACGAAUCCAAUUCGAGUAGAAACGCCAUGGAUGGCUGGAAGACAGAAUGGCACUUCUACUUGCAGUUGAUUAGCGUGGAGUGAGUGGAGUCGUUCAAAAGGUGGCGCCAAAACACAAACCAUAACACACCUUUUCAAACCAUUCGCAUAAUGGCCGUCAGCGUGGAACAAUCCAUAAGUUAGCCGCACCGUUUUAUAAGCUGCCGGGUUCAAAGCGUAGGGAAAAAAAGUAGCGGCUUAUAGUCCGGAAUUUAUAUGAUAUGCUAACUUUACAAUUGUGACAAUAUUUUACUGUGAAAUCCCUGAAACAAAUACAGGCAGUAAAUACUGUAAAUGUACUUUUUUUUUGUCUUUUAUUUUGAAGACGUCAUCGCCGCUUUGUGCAAGUAAGAAUCACUUCUUGAUAUUUUUGUUUCAUUAGGUCAAACUUUUACCAUUUGUUGUCACUAAUUGCUGUCCUAAUGUUGUCACUGAUGUCACUAAU
Messenger RNA from Entelurus aequoreus (snake pipefish), 2284 nucleotides. RefSeq names its product CD9 antigen-like. The transcript has 9 exons. Gene Ontology annotation, cellular component: membrane. The record is from RefSeq and is a predicted model, not a curated record. NCBI's taxonomy places the organism in Eukaryota, Metazoa, Chordata, Actinopteri, Syngnathiformes, Syngnathidae. The coding region runs from base 97 to 834 and encodes 245 amino acids.